CCCCUGCCCACCAGAUGUGACCCCACCACCACCAAUCUCGACACCCUCCCUGUCAUGAAAGCCUCGUUUGUCCUUACUCCUUUGCCCGUCAGGCAUAUGGAAGGAAACCAACAGGUGAUGAUACAGGUAGAUAGCCCUGUAACCUCCCACCUUCCCACUGCUACAGUCGACAGCACCCACUUCCUAGAAGCUCACACACGCAGUCACUGCUCAUUCCCACACCGGUCUCCAGCUCCGAGCUUCAAGCUUUCGUCUCACCUGAUCAAGGGAACAGAUUAACUGAUUCACCAGACACCUUUCUGAGGUCCAAAGACCUACAGGUUCUCUCGGGAAGUUCCCUGCACGCCCAGGAAACACGUGGUAUUUAUGAAGACCCACAAAUCGGCAAGCAGCACUGUGCAGAACCUCCUGUACCGCUACGGAGAUGCCAAGAAUCUCACCUUCGCUCUGCCUCCCAAUAAUCACCUGGGCUACCCGAAUCUCUUCAGGGCCACCUUUGUUAAAGGCUUUGCAAAGAACCCGGGCAAGGAAUACAACAUCAUCUGUAACCACAUGCGCUUCAAUCUGCCUGAGGUGAAGGUGACGGGCAACGACUCUUUCGUCUUCACCAUCCUGCGGAACCCAGACAGCGUGGCAGAGUCGGCGUUUCCCUACUACCACAGCGUUGCCCCGGCAUUUCGUGCCACGAAGAGCCUGCCAGAGUUUGUGAGGAAGGUGAACAAGGUGUUCAAGCCUAAAACACCCAACAACUUCUAUGCCCACAACUUGUUGUGGUUCGAUCUUGGUGGGGACGCGGAGGCAGGGGCUGAAGGACCUCACGUUGACCAAACCCUCAAGGAGUUCAACUCUACCUUCCAUCUGGUCUUGCUGGCCGAGUACUUUGACCAGUCGCUGGUCUUGUUGCGGGAGGCUCUGUGUUGGGACAUGGAGGACAUGGUGUCCUUCCAGCUCAACGCCCGUGACCCCUCGACCAGAAGCUCACUCCCCCCUGAUCUUCUCUCCACCCUCCAGCGCUGGAACGCCCUGGACUGGCAUCUCUACCGCCACUUCAACACGUCCUUCUGGCAACGGGUGGAACGGUACGGGGUGGACAGGAUAGAAACAUAG
Messenger RNA from Amblyraja radiata (thorny skate), 1107 nucleotides. Its product is annotated as galactose-3-O-sulfotransferase 2-like. The coding region runs from base 367 to 1107 and encodes 246 amino acids. The transcript has 4 exons. Gene Ontology annotation, biological process: glycolipid biosynthetic process. Gene Ontology annotation, molecular function: galactosylceramide sulfotransferase activity. Lineage: Eukaryota; Metazoa; Chordata; Chondrichthyes; Rajiformes; Rajidae. Gene Ontology annotation, cellular component: membrane. The record is from RefSeq and is a predicted model, not a curated record.